GUGAUCGUACCAAGAAGUGGAAAAGAGCUGCCCGUGAGACCGGCAUUUGUGCUUUUGUUUCCGCCUGAAUUGUGUCUGUGCUGUUGUUACCAAGUGUUAUUUGUUACUUUUUUUUGUGUGAAAAGUGUGAUUGAUUGCACUCUGACCUGAGAACCCUUGCCGGAGGCGGUACUGGUUGUAGACGGAAAAUAUUUGUGCAGUUUUGCUACUCAACAGAUCGUAAGUUAUCACCCGCGUGCAUCAACAACAUGUACGGACCGCAACAACAACAACAACACCAAGAGUCAGACGGGCCAACCCUGAAGCAAGGAGGAUCCUACAUCAUGGAAGGACACGAAUCGGCGGAUGCCAAGAAUGUUAGCAUCAUUUUUUCCCCGCUGCAGGAGGAAGCCGGAGCGCUGGCCAAGAUGUUGAAGAUCUUCGACGAACAUCGGGUCAACCUGUUGCACAUCGAGUCGCGCUCGUCCACCCGUGGACCGGGAUACGAGUUUAUGGUCGAAUGCGAUAGCAAGAGUGCAAACCUAAGCACGGCCAUCGAGGCGAUCCGCAAGAAGAGUGACUACUUUAACAUUAUCUCGCGCGAUUAUAAGGAUAAUGCUGCUGCCGUCCCUUGGUUUCCUCGCCGAAUUCGUGACCUGGAUCGGUUCGCUAACCAGAUUCUGUCGUAUGGAGCGGAGCUCGAUUCCGACCAUCCCGGGUUCACUGACCCAACCUACCGUGAACGUAGGAAGUAUUUUGCCGAUAUUGCCUUCAACUACAAGCACGGUCAACCACUUCCGCAUGUCGACUACACGGAGGAGGAAAUCAACACCUGGAAGGUGGUGUUUAACAAUUUAACUAAGCUCUAUCCAACGCACGCAUGCCGCGAACACAAUCACGUUUUUCCGUUGCUGAUCGAAAACUGCGGCUACAGAGAGGACAACAUUCCCCAGCUGGAGGACGUAUCGAAUUUCCUGCGGGAUUGCACCGGAUUCACACUGCGCCCGGUUGCUGGGCUCCUCUCAUCCCGUGACUUCCUGGCCGGACUGGCGUUCCGCGUUUUCCACUCAACACAGUACAUCCGUCACCCGAGCAAACCGCUCUACACUCCGGAACCGGACGUGUGCCACGAACUGCUCGGCCACGCUCCACUGUUUGCCGAUCCUUCCUUCGCGCAGUUUUCCCAGGAAAUUGGAUUAGCUUCGCUUGGUGCUCCGGAUGAGUUCGUUGAAAAAUUAGCUACGUGCUUCUGGUUCACGGUCGAGUACGGAUUGUGCCGUCAAAAUGGCGAACUGAAGGCGUACGGUGCUGGUUUACUGUCGUCCUUCGGUGAGCUGCAGUACUGCCUUACCGACAAGCCGGAACUGCGUGAGUUCGAACCGAUCAAAACCGGUGAGCAGAAGUAUCCGAUCACCCAGUACCAGCCGGUGUACUUCGUGUCGAACAGCUUCGAGGAGGCCAUCCAGAAGAUGGUCCAAUUCGCCAACACCAUCCCGCGUCCGUUCGGCGUUCGCUACAACGCCUACACACAGAGUGUGGAAAUCCUCGACUCAAAGCCACAGAUUGCCGACAUGCUGCGAAACAUUCACGGCGAGUUCGAGAUUUUGCAGAAUGCCUUCAAGAAGUUGUAGAGAGAAAAUCGAUAGUUUUAAGCUAGUUUCAUAAGUCGACGAAUUGUUUCUAGUAAGAAUGUUACAAAGGAGGAAGAUUGAAUACUCAAACGCAUGAGAAAUGUUAUCUCGUCAGUAAGACAGCGAAAAACAACGCACAAGACUGUAUUGUUAAGCAAUGUACUCAAGGAAGAUUGUCUUUUUUUUAAUGAAUAAAGUACGAUUAUUU
Messenger RNA from Sabethes cyaneus, 1818 nucleotides. RefSeq names its product protein henna. The record is from RefSeq and is a predicted model, not a curated record. Lineage: Eukaryota; Metazoa; Arthropoda; Insecta; Diptera; Culicidae. Gene Ontology annotation, biological process: L-phenylalanine catabolic process; L-tyrosine biosynthetic process. Bases 249 to 1610 code for a protein of 453 amino acids. Gene Ontology annotation, molecular function: iron ion binding; phenylalanine 4-monooxygenase activity. The transcript has 4 exons.